UUGCUCCAUCCAUCCCUGCGCAGUCGGCGGGGCCGGAGAGCGGAGCGGGAGCGGGAGCAGGAGCCCUGUCCUGCCCGCCGCCAUGAGCGCAGGCAAAGCAGGCAUCCCCCUCCUGCUCCCCCUGGCCCUGCUGCUGGCUGCCGYCUCCCUGUCCCCCGGCGGAGGGGACGCCCCGAAGGAGCCGGGGGACGGGGACGGCCCGCGCUGCCCCAGCCCCUGCGCCUGCAGCCUGGACGAUUACAGCGAGGAGCUCAACGUCUUCUGCAGCGGCCGCAACCUGACGCGCCUGCCCGAGGCCGUGCCCCCCAACGCCAAAGCGCUGUGGCUGGACGGCAACAACUUGACGCUGCUGCCGGCCGCCGCCUUCAGGAACCUGUCGGCGCUGGACUUCCUGGACCUGCAGAGCAGCCAGCUGGGCUCGGUGGAGCAGCACGCCUUCCACGGGCUGCGCAGCCUCUUCCACCUGCACCUGGAGCGCAACCGCCUCAAGCACCUGGCMCCGCACACCUUCCUGCACACGCACAACCUCGUGUCCCUCAGCCUCAACAACAACCUCUUCACCAAGGUGGAGGARGGGCUCUUCGCCGGCCUCUCCAACCUCUGGUACCUGAACCUGGGCUGGAACUCGCUGGUGGUGCUGCCCGACAAGGUGUUCCACGACCUGCCCAACCUGAGGGAGCUGAUCCUGGCUGGGAACAAGCUGCCCUACCUGCAGCACCAGCUCUUCUGCAGCCUGACCGAGCUGAAGGAGCUGGAUCUGAGCGGCAACAUGCUCAAGGGCAUCAAGAUCAACAUUUUUGUCAAGCUGCAGAAGYUGCAGAAGCUGUACCUGAACCACAACCAGAUCAACGCCAUCGCGCCCCGCGCCUUCAUGGGCAUGAAGUCCCUGCGCUGGCUGGACCUGUCCCACAACCGCCUGGUCUCGCUGUACGAGGACACCUUCCUGGGCCUGCUGAGCCUGCACGUCCUGCGCCUGUCCACCAACUCCAUCGCCGGCCUGAGGCCCAGGACCUUCAAGGACCUSCAGUUCCUGGAGGAGCUGCAGCUGGGGCACAACCGGAUCCGGAGCCUGGCGGAGAGGACCUUCGAGGGGCUGGGCCAGCUGGAGGUGCUCAGCCUCAACAACAACCAGCUGCAGGACAUCAGGGCCGGCGCCUUCCUGGGGCUGCACAACGUGGCCGUGAUGCACUUAUCUGCCAACUGCAUCAAGCUCUUGCCCGACUUCGUCUUCAAGGGGGUCUCAAAGUUGCACAGCCUCCACCUGGAGCACAGCUGCAUGGGCAGGAUCCGGGCCAGCACCUUUUCUGGGCUCUCCAGCCUGCGGCGCCUCUUCCUGCAGCACAACAGCAUCUCCCUCAUUGAAGACCGGAGCUUCAGCGAACUGCACGAGCUCCUGGAGCUCGACCUGAAGCACAACAGGCUGAGCCACCUCUCRCCCCGGCUCUUCGUGGGGCUGAGCAACCUGGAGUACCUGUUCCUCUCCUCCAACCAGCUCCUGGAGAUCUCCCAGGACACCUUCGGCCCGCUCCAGAGACUCUUCUGGCUCGACCUCUCCCACAACCAGCUGGAGACACUGGACAGCAGCGUCGUCUCCCCACUGACCAACCUGCGGUACCUCAGCCUGAGGAAUAACUCCCUGGAGACCUUCUCGGUGGCGUUCCUGGGCCCCCCCUUCGCCCUGGAGCAGCUGUGGCUGGGGGGCAACAACUGGCACUGCAACUGCUCCCUGAAGGGGCUGCGGGACUUCUCCUUGCGGCACCCGGCUGUGGUGCCGCGCUUCGUGCAGUCGGUGGCCGAGGGGGACGAUGCCCAUGUCCCCAUCUACACCUACAACAACCUCACCUGCCUGCACCCCCCAGGGCUGGCAGGGCUGGACCUCCGUGACGCCGCCGAGGAGAGCUUUGCUCACUGCUGAGCUGGGCUGGCCCUCCCAGGGACCCUCACCCGCCACCUCCCUGGCCCUGCUGRGGCUCUGUGGCCACCCCAGACGAGCCCACCACCUCCAGUAGCCGCCUUGCCCAGGAGCUGCUGGAUGGGCACCAGCCCCCUGGGCUUCGAACUGAGUAUUUCAGCCCUUUAAUAUUUAAGUAGAAGCCCCCCGGGCACAGCACAGCACAGCAGGAGCACAUUUGGAAUGCUGCAACCCCCACCUGCAGCCACAGCAAGGGGCRGCCCUGCCCUGCCCAGGCCAGGACUUCAUGGGACAAAACAAAGCAUUUUCCUGCCACAGAGCAGUGGAGAAUCCUAAAAGCUACCCCGAGCUUAGGGARGGGUGCAGAGGACUUGCUGUAGUGAUUCCCUGCAGCAGCAGAUGUAGGCAGGGCACAGAAAGGCACACGGCACUCACCUGACAAAUGGCAGCAGACAAAUAAACCUUUGGAGCUAUUGCAACCCA
This is a messenger RNA of Malurus melanocephalus (red-backed fairy wren), 2395 nucleotides long. It is a transcript of the gene IGFALS, whose product is annotated as insulin like growth factor binding protein acid labile subunit. Lineage: Eukaryota; Metazoa; Chordata; Aves; Passeriformes; Maluridae. Gene Ontology annotation, cellular component: extracellular matrix. The record is from RefSeq and is a predicted model, not a curated record. Bases 83 to 1915 code for a protein of 610 amino acids. The transcript has 2 exons. Gene Ontology annotation, molecular function: protein binding.